UCUUUAAGCUUAGCUGCUGCUGCUGUUCAGGGGGGUCUAGCCAGGAUGGGAUAGUCUCGUCAUGUGUCUCCGGGUUGAGAUGCUCCUUGAAGCGGCCAGGACUCGGGAUGCAGGGUGGGUGUAACCACACCUCCCCCCCCCCCCCCCCACCUCCAUUUCAAUGAAAAGAAAAGGUGCAGGUCUUUGACGCGUCUAUCCUGGGGGGAAAGUGGGCGUUUUUUUGGCUGCAUGGAGGACAGAAUUUGCCGGUACUGAGGUGGAAUAAUCCCGGAUCGAAGGAGAUACCAUUUUUUUUAAAAGGAUACCAAUUUAAUAUUUCUAUAUUUAGCGGAAAAUGACUCGGAUCCUUUUGCAUUCCUAAUUAGGAGAGGACCGGCUCGCGUCUAUCUGAGACCGGGAAAGGGGUGGGGGGGUGCUGUUGGACGGCAAAGGGCCCCCAUUGCUGCUGCUUGAAGAGAGGAGGAGGAGGACACCGGAGAUAUAAGGGAGGGGUACACCGGGAGCCAAGGGGCUGUGCGGCGGCUCCAUGAGCGGCUCCCCCCGGGAGGAGGGACAGCCCUGCAGAGCCCAAAAGCCGAAGCGUCUGCACCGCCGCGGGUAGCGAGAGAGAGAGAGUCCCCGCCAAGAGGACCAGCGGUUGGGCUAGCUUGGAAGUUUGGAUGCAUAUGAUCACAACCACCAUGAUUUUUAUGAUUCUGGGUGCCUCAGUUGUAAUGGCGAUCGCCUGUUUAAUGGACAUGAACGCACUACUGGAUCGCUUUCACAACUACAUCCUGCCACAUCUACGAGGGGAGGACCGCGUCUGUCACUGCAACUGUGGGAGACAUCAUGUCCAUUACGUAAUCCCAUACGACGGAGACCAUUCCCUGGUGGACUCAUCUGAGAACUACUUUGUGAGUGACAGUGUGACCAAGCAGGAGAUGGACUUGAUGCUGGGCCUGCUGCUGGGCUUCUGCAUCAGCUGGCUCUUGCUGUGGCUGGACGGCAUCCUGCACUGCGCCGUCCGGGCCUGGAGGUCGAGCCGCUACUACGAUACGCCAUCCUGGUCAUGGCUGCCUCAGUUCUGUAACUUUCGGGAGCUGCGUCGCCGGGCCCAGCUCCGACAGCUGGACGACUCCAGCGGCAACAUGGUGCACAUCAAGCAGAAGCUCUACCACAACGGCCACCCGAGCCCUCGUCACCUCUGACUCAACAACAAGAAAAAACCUGAGCCUGUCCUUUGAGAAUUCUCCAUGUUACUUCCUCAAAGGAACCCCACCCUUUAUGGGCCCAAAUUAAUGCAAGGAGGUGAUCACCUGAAGGAGCAUCGGAAACAAAAACAUUUUUAAGAGUGUUUUUUCUGUAUAGAGACAUUUUCUGUGUUGAUUGUUUAACUCGGCAUGCUCUUUUAGAACAGGGUAAAAUAUGUGGGCAGUGUUUGUUUUUUCUUUUUUGGGUGGGGUUGAACGGAGGGUGGUUUUUUUUUGUGAUGUUAGAUUGCUGCUUGUGUACAUAGUUCUAAAUAAGGGGCCUGGGGGUUUGGGGGGGUUUCAUUACUUUCUCACUAAUGAUUGGCUUGACGGGUCCAGGAUUACGGCGAACGAAGCAGUAAAAGAUGGACGCAAAAACAUGUGACACAAACACACAGAGAUUGAAUUAGCUUUGUUACAUAGUGAAAUAACUGAAUGUAAUUUAAUUUAUUGUAAAUAUAUGAGAUGGGGGGGGGGUGAGGAGGAGGAGGAGGCAAAAAAAAAACAUUGUGCUUUGGGUUCUCUUUGCUUUGCAAAAUAGUGUACUAUAUAUACAAUAGUGUAUAAAACACAUGGUACAUUCCAGUUUGUUUUCUUAACAUUUUGCUUGUUGCUAGGCAGAAUUCACAGGGCUCAAGUAUCAGCUUGGUCAAUGAAAAAUAUAAGGCACACACAGCCAUAAAAAAAAAAAAAAUUAUGAAACUAAUCAAUGUACCAUAUUUCACCAAAAAUGGUGCACUCCUCUCUAAAAAUAAUUACCACACCUCAAAUAAAUAAUUCCACCUGAUGGCUGUAAUUUUCUGAUUACCAUGAGUACCUGAUAGCACUCAUUUUUUUAUUUUUAUAAUGCAAAAAAUUUAAUUUAUAAUGCAAAAAAAAAAUUAGUUUAUAAUGCAAAAUGUCAAUGCUAACCCGAAAUCGACCUUGACAGAAUAUGAAAUAAUUUAUAUUUGUUAUGAUAUAUCUGAAUAAUUUAUACACUGUUUCAUUUAGAAUAAAAAAUACAUGUAUUUAAAAUAUUAAAAGUGACGCUGACUAGUUCGGUAUCAUUAUUUAUUUGGAAAAAACAUAUUUUAUAUUCUAUUUAGAGUUGCAUUUUAGCAAAUUACAGUAACAUAUGCCCGGUGCUCUCUGUAGUCGAGUAAAUACCCCCAACCACUCGACACUACAUGAGAAUUGUCGGUAAUUUUGCAAGCAAAAUCGCUGCUCCGUAUUAGAAAAUACAUAUUUGAAAUCAAGUUUUGUUAAUAUCAGAAGUGAAGCAAAGAGAACCCAUGUUUGCCUCCACCUCCUCCACUGUCCAGACAUUGCUGUUGUGAGGAUGAGAUGUCUGUUUUAUUAAAAGUGCCACUGAAGCACAA
Messenger RNA from Doryrhamphus excisus (bluestripe pipefish), 2590 nucleotides. RefSeq names its product transmembrane protein 240a (gene tmem240a). The record is from RefSeq and is a predicted model, not a curated record. Lineage: Eukaryota; Metazoa; Chordata; Actinopteri; Syngnathiformes; Syngnathidae.